Messenger RNA from Solanum pennellii, 747 nucleotides. RefSeq lists its product as uncharacterized. The coding region runs from base 1 to 747 and encodes 248 amino acids. The transcript has 2 exons. NCBI's taxonomy places the organism in Eukaryota, Viridiplantae, Streptophyta, Magnoliopsida, Solanales, Solanaceae. The record is from RefSeq and is a predicted model, not a curated record. Gene Ontology annotation, molecular function: RNA-DNA hybrid ribonuclease activity; nucleic acid binding.
AUGGAUCCACUGAAGUAUAUCUUCCACAAGGCGAUGCCGACCGGAAAGUUAUCUAAGUGGCAAAUGUUUUUGAGUGAAUUUGACAUUGUGUAUGUGACUCCAAAAGCGAUAAAGGCACAGGCUUUGGCUGAUCAUCUUGCAGAAAAUCCCAUUGAUGAAGAAUUAUUCUUUGAUGGAGCGGAAAAUCAUCAAGGUAAAGGUAUUGGAGCAGUCUUAGUGUCAGAAUCUGGUCAGCACUACACCAUGGCAGCUAAGCUCCAAUUUAAUUGCACGAACAACAUGGCUGAAUACGAAGCUUGUAUUCUUGGGUUGAAGAUGGCCAUCGAUAUGAAUGUUUAUGAGUUGUUUGUUAUUGGAGACUCAGAUCUGUUGAUUCAUCAAGUUCAAGGAGAAUGGGCCGUGAAGAACGCAAAGUUUAUGCCUUACGUACAGUGUGUACAAAAGUUGUGCAAAAGAUUUCGCAAGAUCGAGUUCAGACAUACUCCCAAAAUACAGAAUGAGUUGGCUGAUGCUCUCGCCGCCAUCUCUUCUAUGAUUAAACAUCCGGAUACAGAUUAUAUUGAUCCUCUAUAUAUAGAGUUGAAAGAACAUCCAGUCCAUUGUUCUCAUGUUGAAGCAAAACCAGACGGUUUGCCUUGGUAUUUUGAUAUAAAGAAGUAUUUGGAGUGUGGAACUUAUCCCGAAGAUGCUACAUCUAAUCAGAAGAAGUCGAUACGCCGUAUGGCUCUUAAUUUCUUUCUGAGUUGA